Saxophila tyrrhenica is the source of this 1425-nucleotide messenger RNA. RefSeq names its product D-3-phosphoglycerate dehydrogenase 2 (gene SER33). The coding region runs from base 1 to 1425 and encodes 474 amino acids. Lineage: Eukaryota; Fungi; Ascomycota; Dothideomycetes; Mycosphaerellales; Extremaceae. Gene Ontology annotation, molecular function: oxidoreductase activity, acting on the CH-OH group of donors, NAD or NADP as acceptor; NAD binding. The transcript has a single exon. The record is from RefSeq and is a predicted model, not a curated record.
AUGCCCACCGCCGCUCGAGACAUACCCGAGCGCAACGGCAGCGCCGGCCUCGACCGCGCCGUGUCCAACUCUUUCGAUCCUUCCAACAGCCUCUCGCAGAGCCCGACCGCGACCUUCCACAGCCCGAAUCAACAAUUCCACGCUCCGCAACGAGCAUCGACGAGAGAACUCAAGCCAUUCCACACCCAAGACGUCAAAGUUCUCCUGCUUGAAAAUGUCAACCAGACCGGGCAGACGAUUCUCAAGAAGGAAGGAUAUCAGGUGGAAUCGCUGAAGAGCUCGCUACCCGAAGACCAGCUGAUAGAGAAGAUCAAAGACGUCCAGGUCAUUGGGAUUCGGUCGAAGACGCAGCUCACCGCCAACGUCUUGAAGCACGCGAAGAACCUCAUAGUCAUAGGCUGUUUCUGCAUCGGCACGAACCAGGUCGAUCUGAAGUACGCCGCAAAUAAUGGCAUCUGCGUCUUCAACUCGCCCUUCAGCAACUCGCGCUCCGUGGCUGAACUCAUGAUUGGCGAGAUCAUUGCUUUGGCACGCCAAUUCGCCGAGCGUAGCAUGGAGCUACACAACGGUGUCUGGAACAAGGUCUCGAACGGCUGCUGGGAGGUGCGAGGCAAGACGCUUGGAAUCGUUGGCUACGGUCACGUCGGCAGCCAGCUGUCGGUAUUGGCAGAGUCGAUGGGCAUGAACGUCAUAUACUAUGACGUCGUCAACCUCAUGGGCAUGAACACCUCGAAACAGGUUCCUUCGCUCGAAGAGCUGCUCAAACAGGCCGACUUCGUCACCCUCCACGUGCCGGAACUAGAGGAGACGAAGAACAUGAUCUCUACCGCACAACUAGAGCAGAUGCGCAACGGAGCAUAUCUCCUCAACGCCUCUCGUGGCAGCGUCGUGGACAUUCCAGCUUUGAUCAAAUCAAUGCAGAGCGGCAAAAUCGCUGGCGCAGCGCUGGAUGUCUACCCCAACGAGCCCGGCGGCAACGGACCCGGCUUCAACAACGACCUGAACACCUGGACGGAAGAUCUGAGAAAUCUGAAGAACCUCAUCCUUACUCCUCACAUCGGCGGCAGCACAGAAGAGGCGCAAUCGGCUAUUGGUGUCGAGGUUGCUGAAGCUCUGGUGAACUACGUCAACUUCGGCACCACACUGCAGGCUGUCAACAUGCCAGAGGUCAACCUGCGCUCGCUCACACUCGAUGAGCCCAACCAUGUCCGGGUCGUCUACAUCCACAAGAACGUGCCUGGUGUACUGAGACGAGUCAACGAGAUCCUGGGUAAUCACAACGUCGACAAACAGAUGACUGACAGCAGAGGCGAGGUGGCGUACCUGAUGGCGGAUAUCAGCAAUGUCAACUCGAGUGAGAUCAAGAAUCUGUAUCAGAGUCUUGAGGAUCUGGGGUCGCGAAUUAGAACAAGAGUGCUAUACUAG